UUUACUAAAUUUUUUGAUAUUGGUGUUUCAGUAUAUUUAAUAUGUGAAAUUAGUAGAAAAAGCAGAUUUUGGUUCAGAAUUCCCCUUUACUGUUACAAAUACUGAUUGAAAUUAUCUAAAGGCAAAAGCUUUACCCAACAUUUGGAGUUUGCUUUUUGGAUCAUUUAGCUUCUAGGUUUAAUAUUAGUUACAUGGUGGCUUUAGUGAACUUUUUAAAAAAGCUUUCCUCUUCUACCCACACAGUCUUAUUUGAGUCCCUUAGUCAGUCAGCAAGCAUGUUUGGAACAGUCCCCAGUGCUUUGCAAAGGUUCAGAUUGCAGAACAGUCACAUAUGGGUAUUUGUAGUUAUAAAUACUUGACCAUUCUCCAGGGGUGGGGUUUCCAACUCUUUAAACAACCCUGUUGCCUGUUAUCAAGCUGACUUUUCACUCCAAGUGCCAGAAUUGAUUGUGGUCAGGACAUCUUACGCUGAGAAAUAAAUAAAAUGGAACAUAAUGGGUCUGCUUCAAAUGCUGAUAAAAUCCACCAGAAUCGCCUGUCGAGUGUUACAGAAGAUGAAGACCAAGAUGCUGCUCUUACCAUUGUGACUGUGCUGGACAAAGUAGCCUCCAUCGUGGACAGUGUGCAGGCAAGCCAGAAGAGAAUAGAAGAGAGACACAGGGAAAUGGAAAAUGCCAUAAAAUCCGUCCAGAUUGACCUGUUGAAGCUUUCACAGUCACAUAGAAAUACAGGGCAUAUAAUUAACAAGUUGUUUGAGAAAACCCGAAAAGUUAGUGCUCACAUUAAAGAUGUGAAAGCCCGGGUGGAGAAGCAACAAAUUCAUGUUAAAAAAGUUGAAGUCAAGCAAGAGGAAAUAAUGAAGAAAAACAAAUUCCGCGUGGUAAUAUUCCAGGAGAAGUUUCGGUGUCCGACCUCCCUGUCUGUUGUUAAAGACAGAAACCUAACUGAGAAUCAAGAAGAGGAUGAUGAUGAUAUCUUUGAUCCCCCAAUAGAUCUCUCUUCGGAUGAAGAAUAUUAUGUUGAAGAAAGCAGAUCUGCCAGGCUUAGGAAGUCAGGCAAGGAGCGCAUUGAUAAUAUCAAGAAGGCAUUUUCCAAAGAAAACAUGCAGAAGACACGGCAGAAUCUUGACAAGAAAGUGAAUAGAAUUAGAACUAGAAUAGUGACCCCGGAGAGGAGAGAGAGGCUAAGGCAGUCAGGAGAGAGGCUGAGACAGUCAGGGGAGAGGUUUAAGAAAUCUAUUUCUAAUGCAGCUCCCUCAAAGGAAGCUUUUAAGAUGCGCAGCCUCAGGAAAGGUAAGGACCGAACAGUGGCUGAAGGUGAGGAAUGUGCUAGGGAGAUGGGCGUGGACAUCAUUGCCAGGAGCGAGUCUCUGGGCCCCAUCAGUGAGCUCUACUCUGAUGAGCUCAGUGAACCAGAACACGAGGCAGCCAGGCCAGUGUAUCCUGCCCAUGAAGGAAGGGAAAUCCCCACCCCUGAGCCUUUAAAAGUUACUUUUAAAUCGCAGGUGAAAGUAGAGGAUGAUGAAUCUCUUUUGUUAGAUUUAAAGCACUCAUCGUAAAGAGGAAUUAAGUAUAUCCUAAAUAUGAAUCUCCUAAUCAAGCAGUUUUAGUUUGAAUAGUGUAGUCAUCUACAUUUCUGUGCCAUGUAGGAAAACAUAAAUGUAUGUUUUUUCUUAUAUUUAAAAUCUUGAAGAUAAUAUAAAUAUUAUUGUCACU
Messenger RNA from Nomascus leucogenys (northern white-cheeked gibbon), 1715 nucleotides. RefSeq names its product caveolae associated protein 4 (gene CAVIN4). The record is from RefSeq and is a predicted model, not a curated record. Lineage: Eukaryota; Metazoa; Chordata; Mammalia; Primates; Hylobatidae. Gene Ontology annotation, cellular component: cytoplasm; caveola. Gene Ontology annotation, biological process: regulation of gene expression.